Nematostella vectensis (starlet sea anemone) is the source of this 2572-nucleotide messenger RNA. RefSeq lists its product as uncharacterized. The record is from RefSeq and is a predicted model, not a curated record. The coding region runs from base 857 to 1963 and encodes 368 amino acids. NCBI's taxonomy places the organism in Eukaryota, Metazoa, Cnidaria, Anthozoa, Actiniaria, Edwardsiidae. The transcript has a single exon.
CAAUUUGAACAUGUUCAAAAUUGACUUGAAUUUGACGAGAGUUUGAUCGCGUGAUUGAGAGUUGAUAAGAGUAUUUCGGCCAGCAGUUUUCACAAAAAUUGAAAUUUAACGUAUAUAUUUCCCGAUCGUGUGAUAAAUCAUCCCGAAGUCAGAUAAUUAUUGCACAUUUCAAAACUCGAUCUUCAUUUUCUCGAAAAUUAGCUCGUUUUUCCUCAACUCUCAAACUCCCAAAGACCGUUUGGUCACAAGUCUGUGGGAGCUAGAAAGAGUGAAGCUCUAAUCGUCUCUCAACUCCGUUUGAUCGAGGCUUUGCUUAUAACUUGAGUUUAAAAAAUUCAGUCGCCGUAGGUUUGUUCUUUGCACUAAAUAAUUAUUCGCCUCAGGUUCGGCAUUGACUCGGUAGAGUUUCUGGAGCGCCUCGGUUGAGUUCGGGAAUAGAUCGACCGUGACGCAAGAAGCGGAAAUUUUUAAAAUGGUUAUCUCAACGGUUAUCACACUUAGGAAUACAAAAAGAUUCUUACAUCAGCAAAAUGGCAAUUAAGUCGGCCAGUCGCUUAACUAAAGAGCAAUCAAUGACCCAGGAAAAAAACAAACAAACAAAGCAAAGCAAGCUAAGACGCGAAACUCAGCGACGCGAAAAUCAGCGUCAAAGUCAGCGUCACAGAAAAAGCGUGGGCAAGAUAAACACAUACUUUAGAUUUCAAUGUUCGCUAGAACCGAAUUGAGAGACGACUUCUAUGGUAUAUGCGGGAAGCAUAAGAAGACUUAAAAGAAAUUCCACAGGUUUGGAUAUGUACACCAUUAUGAUUACACGUAGUCAAAACAACAUAACAUCAGACACGAAGGGAUCGGCAAGAUGAAUGAAUCAACCAACGCUACUAUAGCUCACGUGAGGACAGAAAUAAUAUCCAACCCGUUAGAGCCGCAAUGGGGGACGGCAAAUACAGCAUGGAAAUGGGGCUGGGAGUUUCACAUUGCCCUGUUUUGUUUCUCGUUUCUGGUUUUGACAAUCUACUCAUUGUGUGGGAUCUAUCGAUCACGGAACCGGAGGGAAACUGUGGCACGAAAUCUUUCGUAUGUUAUACACGCUUUGAUAGCGCUUCUCGGUAUAACAAGAUUACUGACUCUUGCUUUAUUUCCUUAUGAGUUCAAAAGCCCGAUUGUGAAGCGACCGAUGCCGGUUGCUGCCGCUCGGUUAGUGUUCGGAAUAGGUUUCCCGUGUAUAACAGCCUCAUUUGCACUGGUACAAUUCUCGUUCACUGAUUCCCUCAAGGGCAUGCUCUCGGCUUCAAAACUACGUAAUCUGACAUUUCUAGUAUUGGUGAUUGCCAUGCAUUUCGCGAUAGUUCUCAUAGCUGAUAUAAUUUCCACAAAUGUUAGUAAUACUACAGCAGUUUUAUGCGUAGUUACCAAAUCGUAUUUUCUUCUAAUGGCCUUGGUAACCAUGAUAAGAAUUCUAAUGAGUGGACUCCAAGUGCUCCAUCGAGCGAGAAGAACAAGUCACGCAUUGAAAAAACUAAACUCCCGCUACAAGUGUACGGUUCUAUCUCCAAGAGGGAAACGAAAAGGCGACCCAGACACAGAUGUAGACAAAGUACUCUUUAAAGUCCGAAUGGUAAUUAUACUGACGUGUGUCUUUUGUAGUGCUCUGAUUGGAGUUCAAGUUUUUUCUUUAAUUGAGCUUGACAAAGUUUUGGCGGGAAAAACUGGCGCGCUGGCGCCGUGGCCUUGGUACGUGUAUCAGACAAUUUUCCGGCUGGCAGAGUUAGGGUUAGCGGGGACGGUACUGUACGCGAUUUCGUCACACGUUGCAAGGAAUACUAAAGGAGUCGCAAGUCGCAUAAGAGAAUGGUUGGGUAAGAUAUCUUCCCGAGAGAAGGCAACAAUGUCGGAGGCGCAAGUUGGCCAGGAAGAUGCCGGCUGUGACAAUGCCGAGAAUAAGGGAUAUGAACAGAGUCAAUGACUUCUAAUGCCUCGUUCAAACAGCGCCAGUAUUGUCCAGCAUUGCUAAGCUGCCACGAAAAUGGUAAAACUGUUAAAAUUAACCUUUGAAACUUUAUCUAACAGGCAGUUGGUUGCUUACCCUGGUUUCAGAGCAUCGAACGUCUCUAUUUAGUGGAGGUUGAGGUCUCAACCUCGCUGGCCACUAAAUAGAGACGUUCGAGGCUCUGGAACAAUGGUAUUGGUUGCUUAAACUCCAGUAACUUCGCCUUUUAAGGGGAUAUACGUAACGAGUUUUCCAUGGGCCACGAUAUUCCACGGGGAACUGAAUGUUAGCGGAAAACUAAAUGCACAAAUGAUUUGUAGCCGCUUUUAUUGGGGUUAAUUGAACAGCCCUAUCGAUAAAAACGAGAGGGCGUCGUGGUUAAACAGUAAAAUACUUUUAAAUGGGCAUAUAGCAAUGCUUUGUGUUUUCUUCAACAGUACUGGCGCUAUUUGUACGAGGCAACAGAAAUUUAACAAAUAAUUUCAGAACACAACUUAAACAAAUUGUUUACAUAUCAUUUUAGAAUAGUAAACUUUAAUAAAGUAUUCACCAGUGAAUAGAGCAAAUAAAAUUAUAAUCAAUUAA